GUGAAUUAUUCUUAUAUUCUAGACUUCAACACUUUUCACCAUGAAAUUUUACAUGACGGUUAGUUAUAAAUCUUUAUGUAUAUUAUUAUUAUUAUUUUAUAAUGUUUAUUAAUAUAAUUAGUUCGAGUUGGCGAAAAGAUUUAUUUUGUAGCUAGCCUAAUUUUGGAGUUUAAUAAUUUUUGUUAAAUGCGAUAAGUUUAGAAUAAUGAUUGCCGUACAUAUACAUAUAUAAGUUAAAAAGGUAACAUGACUGGAAUUCACAUUUUUGCUUUUUUUUUUUAUAGCCAUUGGUAUAUUUUAUUUUAAAUAUGUAGGACAUUGCAUACAUCCUUAGUUUAAUGGUUUUCAUUCAGUUAAACAUAAUCUUAGAGACUUUUAAACAGAAAUCUUAUAAUUACCUUUUUUAAAUUAGGUAAAAUUUUCAAAAUAUAUUUUGCGCCAUUUUUUUAUAGCCUUUCUUUUUUACGAAAAUUGAAUUCAUACAUUUCAAAGUGAUAUAUUUCAAAAGAGGGGUUUGGCCUGCAUUAAGUGUUAAAAGUAUAUCAGAAAGGAUUUCUGAAUGCAUUCACUGAAUUUUUCAAUUUUAAUGUUUUGUUGUGCCUGAAUCGCAAUUUUUUUCACUUUUUUUUAUAGUGGUGCAAUAAUUGUUACUGUAUUAUAACUAUUAUAUAACUAAAACGAAUCUUAUAUCAAAUAUUCAAGACUUCACGUCUUUAGUAAAACGGUGUGAAAUUUUAGGAAUAAUAUUUCCCCCCACCAUUACUUGACAUUUUGAAAUAUUUGUACUAACAUACAGGGAAAUUUAUAAGUAUGCCCUACGAUCAACCCGUUGUGUAAUAAAAUUAUUAGAUGAUUGUGAAUUACAAUAAUUUAUAUUUAUAAGUGUAAAGAAAAACGAUAUUUUCGAAUACUUAGAUUUUUUACAACACCUAAAGAGUAUCCAGUAACAACACUAACAAUACUAACUUGAUUUUUCAAAUGAGAACCUACAUGAAUUAAUGCAAUUUGUCAAUCAGAUAAUAAUUUUGUAAAUGUUGAUGUAUUUUAAUUGAAAAUUAAACGAAAAAUAUCUAAAAUAUUUAAUUUUAAAUACUAAAGGAUAAUUGAGCAAUGCUCAACAAUUUUCACGUGUAUUAUCUAACAUCUAUAUAAGUUUUACAAACACAUUAUGUAAAUAAUAAUAGUUUUGAAAAAUUAUCCUUAUUCCCGCCCUCCCAUGACAAAAUUAUUUGACUGUCAUAUAAUGAAUAUGUGCAUAGCCGAUAUAAAUAUCCAUAAUAACACACGAGAUCAAUAAUACAAGUAUCACAUUGAAGCCACUUGUCUAGAGAAUAAUAAUAAAAGUCAAUGGAGUAAAUGUCAGGUCACUAGAAAUUAUUUUCACUGAAUUUCAAGUAAAAAAAUAAAAUCGAUAUCAACAGAAAAUUGUCUGAAAACAUUCUGGUUUUUGGAAAAAAACAUCUGGAAAUCUAGGAAAACGUAGGAAUAUAAUAAUCAAUAAAACAAAAUCUAAAGCCUAUUUUUUAUUAUUUUAUAAUAAAAUGACAUGUGUAAUGUUGACAAAUCAUCAUUAUCAUCUGAACUACUUUCACAAUCGUUUUAUCGAUUUUUACAAGUUUCUUACAUUAAAUGAUCUAUAAUAGAACCUUCAACUGUCCAUUAUCGUAGAACGUUUUUUUUUAUUAUUAUUUUAUUUAUUUUUGUAAAAAAAAAUCUCUCAAGGGCAAUUGCCCUUAUCGCUCUCGUUUCAAAAGGGUCUCAAGUUUAAUCUGUUUUUAUUUUAUAUUUUUACAGAUAAUAAUUUCAUUCGUUAUGGCCGUUGUAAUAAUUCAAAAUGCGUCAUGCCAUACGCCUGAUGAUGAAAUUGAUGAACCUUCGUUGACACAUGAGUAUACCCCUAAUAAUCGCCUCAGAAAUAGGAAUCACAAUAACAACGCGGGAACCAUAGCCAACGUUCACGUUAACAAGAAUGAAAAACAAGACGAUCAUCAACGCGAUUUUCGCGAUCAAGUACAUGAUAAGGAACGCUCACCCAACCAUAACGCAGUUGGUUAUGGAGAGCAUGAGAACAGAAAGAUAUACACCCAGGGUGAAAACAGUAGCGAAAACGGCGAAGUUUAUGAUCACGUUAAUAAUAGGAUAAACGACGUUCGCAGAAAUUACGUCGACCGCACACCAAUCCACCCCAUGGAUCACUAUAUCUAGAAUCCCAUAUCACGUGUUGAUUUAUAUGGCUAAUACCUUACAACAAAAUUUGAAUUAUUCCAGGAACAACACGAAAGCACAUAAUUGAAAUACUCGCACAUUAUUCCUAAGCGUAUGCUCGUAUAUAAACAUAUGGUUGUGAUUUGAAUAUUAAUAUGAAUUGUAAUAAUGAUAUUAUAUUAUUUAAUAUGUCGUUUUUUAAUUGUAUUGCUUAAACUCCAAAUAUA
Cinara cedri is the source of this 2432-nucleotide messenger RNA. The record is from the annotation of a GenBank genome assembly. Lineage: Eukaryota; Metazoa; Arthropoda; Insecta; Hemiptera; Aphididae.